Molecule: messenger RNA, 1766 nt
Organism: Lingula anatina
Lineage: Eukaryota; Metazoa; Brachiopoda; Lingulata; Lingulida; Lingulidae
Biological process (GO): endoplasmic reticulum to Golgi vesicle-mediated transport; endosomal transport
Cellular component (GO): Golgi apparatus; endoplasmic reticulum membrane; late endosome membrane
Source: RefSeq, a predicted model, not a curated record
GAGCCGAGCACUUGAGGGGCAUCGACUUCAGGAAUGAUGAAACCUCGCACUGCGCUCAUUGUUGCACUGGCUGCUGCAGCGCUGAUUGGCUCAGCAUGGUUCUUAAACAGAGACCGAGUGAAGGAGGAGGAACCAAAGAAGGCGGAGUCAGAUCCGAAACUCGUACGUGACGCAAAAGACGAAGACGCGUUUGCCAAUGCUGGGCUUUUUAAAAGACUUGGGACAGGUAACAUGGACCCAGUAGAACCCGAAUUACUGGCUCACCUCCGAAAGAGAUGGAUCUUCGCACCUUCCGAUCUUCCUUAUAACUUAGUCAGACCCAGCGUGAAGUCGUGGGCUCAGAUUGGCCAGUCACAAUUGGUGGACAAAAUUCUGAAAGAACGCCGAAACGGUUUCUAUGUAGAAUCGGGCGCCUUUGACGGAGAGGACCAUUCCAACUCUCUCUUCUUCGAGAAAUCACGAGACUGGAAGGGUCUUCUGAUAGAGCCGGAUCCUUGGACCUUUGAAGCACUUAUUCAGAAAAACAGGAAAGCGUACGUUGUCAACACCUGCAUUGCAAUAGGAAAAAGUCCCGAAAGAACCGAAUUUACCUUCGCUAGCGAACUCGGCGGAAUCGCCAAAAAAUCCGCGGCCGUGCCGAAAGCCGAAGCAGGGUCCGUCCGAGGCACAGGUCGCAUACAGUGCUUCCCCAUUCUCUCUCUCUUAGCCGCCGUCGGCCAAACCCACGUAGACUAUUUCUCCUUAGACGUGGAAGGCGCCGAGAUAGAAAUCCUCAAGUCCUUCCCCUGGACUCAGGUCACGGUGGACGUGUGGACGAUAGAGUACGCGGUUCACGGUGGGGGUGCUGGGACCGCGGAACGCGAGAAGGAAAUCAGGGAAAUUUUUAAGAAAACGGACUUGUACAAGGAAGGGACCAUUCUAGGCGGACAGGAUAUUGUGUUUGUGAGAAAAGACGUGCCUCAGUAGCACGGAUGAUAUUGAUUGAGGGGGAGGGGGGGGGGGGGCAGGAUGUGGCUAGACCCGUAGGCUACAGACCGUGUCUUUCAAAAUGGCUGCCAACAACACAUGGAAUAUGUGUGGCUUGAUGUUUGACUGGACUUAAUAAGGAAAUGCGGAAAUAUGAAAGUUUAAGUCCGCUCUAGACAGUACUAUUUGAUUUUCAAUGCCUCUCCGGAGAUUCGGUUUGUGAACACAUUGGAAACAACCUGUUUGCUGUGCCUAUUCCCCAGAACUUUCGAUAAAUUUAUCCCAAAACAAAAAUGGACUGAUUCAGACGAAAACAGACUCAAAAUAGACAGAACUCGGGUAGCCAGCGGAGAGGUCAAAGUAGGGCUACCAGUGGUCAAGGAGGUCAAGCUGACUUCAAGCCACGUGGGUCAGAGGGACUCUUGGUCAGGAAGGUCAAAUCGAUAGAUUGGCCGAUCAAAUCGAAUAUCGAUUGGCCUCGUUGUCAGACGGAAAAUGAACCGGGGAUAGGAGUAGUUACAGUGCCUUGUAAUCGGCUUUUUUUAAAAUAAAGACGAAGACGAGGCAAAUCAGAGGAGGGGUUUUGCCUGAAUUCCAAAAUGACGUAACAACCUUCGGGUGAUUUCGCACGCGAUAAAUCAGAUUCCGGGAGCAGCCGAGGAUUGCUUGGAGCACUGUUUAUACAAAAGUGAUUCUUAAUUCUGUCUUUCAGGGAUGUGUAAAACUAUAUUGCCUAGGGACAUACUUAAGAUAAAUAUCAUUUAUUCGUUGUUUAACGCGUGCGUGUGUGCGUUUAUGUA